AAAAUGAAAACCACCUUCAAGCACACACCCUCCUCCUCCUCCUCCUCCUCGUCGUCGUACCCAACAACAAUAAUAACAGCAGUGGUGUUGUUUCUGAGUUUGGGGGCAUGCCUGGCGCAGCAAGAGCUGGGGGCGAAAAAGGCGGCGGAGCAGGUGACGGAGCUGGACACGUGCGACGGCGUGUUUCUGACGUACGCGCUGAUAGGGCGCGAGAAGGAGUACCCGCACGUGACGAACACGUUAAAGCAGGCUUGGGCAUUCAAGGCGGAAGCGACGGUGACCAACGUAGGGGACGAGGAGGUGCAGGGGUGGAAGAUGUUCAUCGGCUUCCAGCACCGCGAGAUUCUCGUCUCCGCCGACGGCGCCGUCCUCGUCGACGCCGGCGACUUCCCCGCCGAGGUGGGAAAUGGGACCACGCUCUCCGGAACCGCCAUGACGGACCUGAAGACCGCCAUUGACACCGCCGGGGAUCUUGAUCAGAUGAGGGCCAGGGUUGAGAUAGUUGGAACGCAGUUUGGGCUCGGCGCUGGGGCCACUCCUAUGCCCAAAACUAUUCACCUUGUUAACGAUGGAUUCAAAUGCCCUGCACCUAGUCGUCGAGCCACGAGAAUGUUCGUAUGUUGCAGAAAGGACCCAAAAGUGAAGGCGAAGCUCGCAAAGAAAACCAAGUACCCUCCACGUCGCUACGGAGACCUAACCAUAGCUUACGACGUGCUCCAAGCGAAUCAGAACAACUACUACGUGCAGGUGACAAUCGACAACAACCACCCACUGGGUCGUCUCGAUCACUGGAACCUCACAUGGGAGUGGCAAAAGGGAGAGUUCAUAUACAGCAUGAAAGGAGCCUUCGCUCGCAUAAAGGACCCUUCCGAGUGCUUGUACGGCACCGCAGGAAAAUUCUACAAAGACAUGGAUUUCUCACAGGUCGCAAACUGUGCCAACAAGCCAAUCCUCUCAGACCUUCCUUCAGAACGAGCACAAGACGACAAAGUUGGGAAGCUCCCAUGGUGCUGCAAGAACGGCACCGUUUUGCCCCCACUCAUGGACAAGAACAAAGCUAGGUCAAUUUUCCAGAUGCAAGUGUUCAAGAUGCCACCAGACACCGACAACAGGACAACGAUAACUCCUCCAAUAAAGUGGAACAUUGAUGGCGUCAUAAACCCUAAGUACAAAUGCGGUGCCCCAGUUAGGGUUGACCCUCAGAUCUUCCCUGACCCGAGUGGACUCAUGGCGAUUUCAACGGCUGUUGCCAGCUGGCAGAUAUCAUGCAACAUCACCAAACCGAAGCCUCAGGAAACUCGUUGUUGUGUCUCGUUUUCAGCGUUCUACAACGAGUCUGCGAUCCCAUGCAACACGUGUGCAUGUGGCUGCGACGAUACGAGGAAGUGCAACUCUAGGGCAUCCCCGUUGCUUCUCCCGCCAGAGGCUCUUCUUGUUCCGUUCGAGAAUAGGACCCUGAUGGCACGUGCGUGGGCCAAGUUGAAGCACUUGCACGUGCCGAGCAGGAUGCCGUGUGGGGAAAACUGCCCCGUCAGCAUCAACUGGCACGUGAGUUCGGAUCACAAGAACGGGUGGACGGCCAGGAUCACGCUCUUCAACUGGGAGGAGUAUGCGUUUGAUGAUUGGUUCACUGCGGUUCAGAUGAAGAGGACUUUCGAGGAUUUUGAGGAUGUGUAUUCCUUCAACGGGACCAGAAUUCCUGGUCUCAAGACCAUUUUCUUUGAAGGGUUGAAGGGUUUGAAUUAUUUGGCUGGAGAGACCAAUGGAACGCAUACUAGGGACCCUAGAGUGCCAGGGAAACAACAAUCUGUUCUUACCUUCAAAAAGAAGCACGUAAAGGACUUUGAUGUGACACGUGAUGCGUUCCCCUCUAAGGUUUUCUUCAAUGGAAUGGAGUGUUCGCUUCCUCCGGUUAGACCUGCCAAAGCUUCGGGCCAUAAAUCUUCCAUCAGUGUCAUUGCAAUUAUUUUCACUGCGUUCAUGACUUUCUUCAUGAUGUGAGGACACAACAGAGAAUGAAGCGCUUGGUUUUGGCACGGAUCUGCUUUAAGAGGCUUUGGUUUUCUUCUCGUCGGGGCUGCUUUUUUUUAAUAUAUAUCACUCUCAUCAACGACGGGGUGCUUAUGCAAAUUGGGCAGGUAGCUAACGAUGCAUGAUGUUGUGAUGAUGAGAGCAUGUGAUGAGGGAUGGAGCCUUUUGUGUAAAAGUAACUGUGUAUGAUACAAGAUUGUGUGUGGAACUUAUACGAGUUCAGUACGUACGUAUCUAGCUCAUUUUACAAUUAGAUGCCAUUUUUUGUUUCACCAACGUUAAUUUAGUGUAUGGAUUAUUUAUUAGUUCAUGUAGAUACGUUUCAAACCAA
Cajanus cajan (pigeon pea) is the source of this 2362-nucleotide messenger RNA. RefSeq names its product COBRA-like protein 10. Gene Ontology annotation, biological process: cellulose microfibril organization. NCBI's taxonomy places the organism in Eukaryota, Viridiplantae, Streptophyta, Magnoliopsida, Fabales, Fabaceae. The record is from RefSeq and is a predicted model, not a curated record. Gene Ontology annotation, cellular component: membrane.